Molecule: messenger RNA, 769 nt
Organism: Trichoderma asperellum CBS 433.97
Lineage: Eukaryota; Fungi; Ascomycota; Sordariomycetes; Hypocreales; Hypocreaceae
Source: RefSeq, a predicted model, not a curated record
CUCGUUUGUACAUAACUAUAUGUAUUUUUUUUUCUUCUCUACCUACCUUAUCUUUAAUAUCAUCUUGUAGAUCCAGAGAUGGCGGCAUGCACGGACACGGCCCUGGCGGACAUAAGAUUUAAACGUAACUUUGCGCCUAAUGGCGAUCGACGGCCGCUUCCUCGACGCCGGUGACGACUAUCUCGUAGGUUCCUGCCACUUUCCCUGCCUUGGUAGAAACCUUCCUUUGGUCCUUCCCAUGCCCCUUCUCCAUCCACCACCGGCCUACUGUGGAAGGUGGAAACUGGGGUGCCCAUGCCUCAGCUAUUGCUGUAAGCUUGACAUAAUUGUGGAAAUCCGAAACCAGCGUGUGGAAGGCGUACCUCACACGGAUCUACAGGAAAAGAUGCUCAUUUGCUCUGGAGCCCAGUACGGAUCUUUCCCCUUUCUGUCGUUAUCAUUCAGUCUUCUCAUUUCUCAUCUGUGCUGCAGCAUCUUCGCUUCUUCUUUCUCCUUUCCUGUCCCGUCCUGUCUUUCUUUCUUUCUUUCUUUCUUUCUUUCCAUCUCCAUCCUGCUUUGUCCAUCUCUCCUUCUCGUCCAUUCUAUGGGAGAAAUCGACGGCAAACAGAGAGAUUGAAUCCCCUCUCUCUUCCUGCAUAGCCGCUUGCCUUACUUCUCCCACCGGUCGCCGUCUUUCCUUUUGUUGACUCUGUUUUUUUUUCUGUUUGCCUUUCGGUGUACCUUCGUUCUACAAUCUUGUACGAGUAUACACGUACGAAUUAAUGAGUCG